AUGGCUCGGUCUUUCUUUCCGUCACUUUCUCUCUCUAGGUGCCGCUUAGCCGCAGCUUCUUCUCUCCUUCCUUCAUCUCGAACCAUCGUGAUCCGAUCUCAAUCAUCGAACCGCCGGUCGAACCGCGUCGGUGAGCUCUACGAGAUCGAUAUCGCCGCGGCGUCUCAGUCGCAAUCCGAUCCUCUCCUAGAGAAGCUAGAGGACGCGGUCCACGGGAUAAUGGUACGACGAUCCGCACCGGAUUGGCUCCCUUUUGUUCCCGGUGCUUCGUAUUGGGUCCCACCUCCUAGAUCCCAGACUCACGGGAUCGCUAAGCUCGUUGAGAAGCUGGCGAAUCCGGUCGGCGAUGAAGAAUCUAUCUCGAUCUCGUCGGGUCGUGGAUGGCCUUCCUCUGAUUACUUCAUUAAUGGUGUACAGCCUCAAUCAGUGGAGACGGAGACGGCUUCAAAUUCUGAGGAUGAGGAAGGGCUCUUCAAAGAUUUGUUGAUAUUAAGAAGACGAAUCAAAGAAGAGUUGAACCAGCAAGAGCGGCUGUGA
Messenger RNA from Microthlaspi erraticum, 537 nucleotides. NCBI's taxonomy places the organism in Eukaryota, Viridiplantae, Streptophyta, Magnoliopsida, Brassicales, Brassicaceae. The record is from the annotation of a GenBank genome assembly.